AUGGUUACAACAACGCCCAACGGGACAGCAACGUUCAGUUUUACAGGCGUUGCUAUCUACUUUUUAGCGCCUCUUUGGCCGUACGAACGCUCUUCCGGCCUAAUGCUUGAUGCAGGGCCUAUUGUUCGUUUCGACCUCACCGACCAUUCUCAUGUCAAUGUCACGGGAACACCAGGAGGACCAGCCACGGUAAAAUCGGAGGUCAUCGCGUCAGUUGUUGGUUUGGGAAACACGCUUCACACCGUUCAGGUAUUGGUCGCGGAGGGCCAAUCCUCUUCCGUAUUUGACAGGUUCAUGUACACUAUUUUAGAACCAGAAGAUCUUCCGCCGGUCGUAACGUCGCCUAACCCUCCCCAUUUUUCCACUCCGAACCUCAUCGUCACCUCAUCGGGCUCCACCACCACAACCGCCUCUCCCAUACGCACCUCCACCCCAUCAUCGGCCUCUCUAUCGAAGACUCGGCGAAUAUCAGGUGCUUUGAACACUGCCCUGAUCGUUACCUGCGUCGUUGUCUUCCUCUUCAUCUGCGGUGUCGCCUGGCUCCUCGUCUUCUCAGAGAAUGGCAUCCAUACGUGCUACCGCCGACGCCGGGGUCUCUCCUCACCAAACGAACUCGAGAUAGCUUCGGGCGGAAGUACGCCUUCGAUCAUUGAGGAGCACAAAGGAUUCUAUUUAUCCGCCACGCCGCAUAGUUCUGCAUUGUAUCCUCCGCAUACGAUGGUGAGGAGUAUUCCCUGGGUUUCGCCGCCGAUGUACCCUCCAUCGCCAACGGGCGAGGACGGGAGGAGUCGGAGAUGGAGCAUGAGCAUGCAGUUGCCGUCUUCGCCUGCCCUACAGGAGGUCGAAUUGCAGGCGAAGCCUGAAGAUCGGAUAGAUGCUCAUAGCGGAGCGAUUGAUGCGACGCCGCGAAGAUGA
This is a messenger RNA of Laccaria bicolor S238N-H82, 915 nucleotides long. RefSeq lists its product as uncharacterized. The record is from RefSeq and is a predicted model, not a curated record. Lineage: Eukaryota; Fungi; Basidiomycota; Agaricomycetes; Agaricales; Hydnangiaceae. The transcript has 3 exons. The coding region runs from base 1 to 915 and encodes 304 amino acids.